ACUGCUACUUCUGUACAUCUACUGAUAAGUUUUACAUGAAAGUUAUUUGCUUUUCAGAGUGUAAAAAAUGGAUUUGGCCAACCAUGGACUUAUUCUGCUGCAGCAGCUAAAUGCUCAAAGAGAGUUUGGUUUCCUGUGUGACUGCACAGUUGCUAUUGGUGAUGUCUACUUCAAGGCACACAAAUCUGUCCUUGCUUCUUUCUCCAACUACUUUAAGAUGUUGUUUGUUCAUCAAACCAGUGAAUGCGUCCGUUUGAAAGCAACUGACAUACAGCCAGAUAUCUUCAGUUAUCUCUUGCAUUUGAUGUACACUGGGAAGAUGGCCCCGCAACUCAUUGACCCAGUUCGACUAGAACAGGGAAUAAAGUUUCUGCAUGCAUAUCCACUAAUUCAAGAGGCCAGCCUCGCAAGUCAGGGAACUUUUUCCCACCCGGAUCAAGUUUUUCCAUUAGCAUCCUCAUUAUAUGGCAUUCAGAUUGCAGAUCACCAGAUAAGACAUCCCAGUAAGGUUACAUCAGCAUCUGACAAACUCGGGCGGGAACCAAGGCCCCAGACCUCACGGAUGAACCCGGAGCAGGUUUCCGAGGGCUCGCAGCUGGCUACGACGCUGCCACAAGUGACCCGGACAAACAUGACCGCGUCCGACCCGUUGCCAUCAUCUUUAUCUCCAGAGCUGGUGUCUGCCGCUGGCAAUAACUCGCCCACGGGAGAGGAGGCCAACAUGGAAGCGUCUUCCUCGGACGAGCAGCCCUCGCUCACAAUAGCGCACGUCAAGCCAAGCAUCAUGAAAAGGAACGGAAGCUUCCCAAACCUGCGCAGCAGCUUGCGCGAGCACCUCCAGAUCCACACCGGGGUUCCCUUCACCUCCUCCCAGCAGGGGGAAAGCAACAUUUCUCUGUCUCUCUGCAACAACACAGCCGAUAAAGACGCCAUGGAAGUGCCUGAAGCCGGAAUGAUCAGCGACAGCGAGCUGCAGCAGAUCUCGGACUCGCCGAUCAUCGACGGGCAGCAGCAGUCGGAGACGCCGCCCCCCUCAGACAUUGCCGACAUAGACAACCUGGAGCAGGCCGACCAGGAGAGGGAAGUGAAACGGCGGAAAUACGAAUGUUCCAUUUGCGGCCGCAAAUUUAUUCAGAAAAGCCACUGGAGGGAGCACAUGUACAUCCACACCGGCAAACCUUUCAAGUGCAGCACUUGCGACAAAAGCUUCUGUAGGGCGAACCAGGCUGCCAGGCACGUGUGCCUAAACCAGAGCAUGGACACGUACACGAUGGUGGACAAACAGACGCUGGAGCUCUGCACCUUUGAGGAAGGCAGCCAAAUGGACAACAUGCUGGUGCCGACCAACAAGCCCUACAAAUGUAACUUGUGUGACAAAACGUUCUCCACUCCCAAUGAAGUAGUUAAACAUUCGUGCCAAAAUCAGAACUCUGUUUUUACUCUAGAGGAAGAUCGCUCCAUUCUACUAGGUAGCGGGGACACGGAAGCCACAGAGACUGAGAAUUCAGUGUUAGCCUCCAUCAAAAAGGAGCAGGAAGCAGUGUUGUUAGACUGAAUGUGAAGCCUAUAUCAAUUUUUAAAGUUUCUUUAUUCGUUUUUAUUAAACCGAUUUCUCCCUCCCCUCUAUUACCUCACUUUCCUCCUGCCAUCUUUUCCACCAUUCUCCUGACCACCCUUUGUCUUCAGCAACCAGAACUGUACUGGCACAUUAGGAAAUUGGACUUUGCCUCUCCCACCAAAACAAACAAAAAGCUCUUGCAUCACACAACAUAAUUGAUUUUAAUACAAAGGAACGCAUGAAAAAUAACUCAGCAAACUAUGUUGAUAGUAUUAGUUAAUCUAAAUUUAAUAGAUUUUAAACAAAGUUUAGGUUACUUAAAAGCAUAUUUAGAUACAAUGAUGAGUGUA
Molecule: messenger RNA, 1908 nt
Organism: Tinamus guttatus (white-throated tinamou)
Lineage: Eukaryota; Metazoa; Chordata; Aves; Tinamiformes; Tinamidae
Gene: ZBTB2
Product: zinc finger and BTB domain containing 2
Biological process (GO): regulation of transcription by RNA polymerase II
Cellular component (GO): nucleus
Molecular function (GO): DNA-binding transcription factor activity, RNA polymerase II-specific; protein binding
Source: RefSeq, a predicted model, not a curated record